This is a messenger RNA of Dacryopinax primogenitus, 1284 nucleotides long. RefSeq names its product DnaJ-domain-containing protein. Gene Ontology annotation, biological process: regulation of translational fidelity; 'de novo' cotranslational protein folding. Bases 31 to 1212 code for a protein of 393 amino acids. Gene Ontology annotation, molecular function: Hsp70 protein binding; ribosome binding. The transcript has 4 exons. The record is from RefSeq and is a predicted model, not a curated record. Gene Ontology annotation, cellular component: cytosol. NCBI's taxonomy places the organism in Eukaryota, Fungi, Basidiomycota, Dacrymycetes, Dacrymycetales, Dacrymycetaceae.
GGCACAUUGCUCAAUUCUUGGUUACCUACAAUGUCUAUGCGUACCAUCACUCUGCCUGUUCAGCUUCAGCCGUUGCCUGAGAAUUGGGAAGCGAGCACAUCAAAGGGAACGAAACUUUCUGCACCUACUGCGGUCACUCUGCUGCCGUACGGACACGAGUACUCGCAUCACGCAGCGCGCAUCCAUCAUCAGCGCACCUUCGAGGAGCAUGAUGCCUACCUCUCGCUGAAAACCGCCCAGGACGCGGCUGCGAAUGGCGCGGAAGUCGAGGACGACCUCGGCGUAGGCGACGAGGAGGAGGGGAUUGAGCUUUCAACCCUCGACCCGAAGGAGUGGAAGAAGCAGGAUCAUUAUAAAGUAUUGGGUUUAAGCAAGUUCAGGUACAAGGCAACCCAGGAUCAGAUCAAGAUUGCGCAUCGUAAGAAGGUGCUCAAGCAUCACCCUGACAAGAAGGCUGGUCAGGCCGGUGACUCUAACGACGACGCCUUCUUCAAGUGUAUCCAGAAGGCCAUGGAGGUCCUUUCCAACCCAGAAAAACGUCGUCAGUUCGACUCCGUCGAUCCUUACUAUGAGGCACUUGAGGAGGAGGACGAUAUUCCGGACGCACGCCAGAUCAAGACCUUCAAGAACUUCAAAAAAGCGUAUGGAAAGAUCCUCGAACGUGAAGCGAGGUUCUCCAAGGUUACCCCCGUGCCGAUGCUGGGCGAGGAGGAUGCCGUCAAGGACGCUGUUGAGGGAUUCUACGACUUCUGGUACAACUUCGACAGCUGGAGGAGCUUCGAAUAUCUCGACAAGGAGAUUAAUGAAGGAAGCGACAAUCGCGACGACAAGCGCUACACUGAGAAAAAGAACAAGACUGAGCGCGCGCGCCGCAAGAAAGAAGAUAUUGCUCGCGUGCGGCAGCUCGUUGAUGCAGCGCUCGCUGUCGACCCGCGCAUCAAGCGCAUCAAAGCGGAAGAGAAGGCAACGCGUGCAGCCAAGAAAGCUGGUCGUUCGGGUGCCGCUACUCCAGUGAGCGCUGCAGCAAAGGCCGAGGAGGAAAAGAAGAAGAAGGAAGCAGAGGAGGCAAAGAAAAAGGCAGAGGAGGAUGAGAAGGAAGGGAAGAAGAAGGAUAAGGCCGCUGCAGCGAAUGCGGCCAAGAAGGCACGUAGGGCUGCAAGGGCAGCGGCGGAGGCGAGUGGGACUGCCACCCCUGCGAGUGAGGCAACUUAAACUGUGAUGAGUGUAUCUUAUUUGAGUUUUCAACGCUGCCACAUGCUGUUCCUGUGCAGGAAUACAUCCUCU